This is a messenger RNA of Cuscuta epithymum, 2338 nucleotides long. The record is from the annotation of a GenBank genome assembly. NCBI's taxonomy places the organism in Eukaryota, Viridiplantae, Streptophyta, Magnoliopsida, Solanales, Convolvulaceae.
AUUUUAUUGGACCAUAGCAUAAAUAGUCAUAUUUUAGUUGCCUUGUGUAAAAUACAAGAUUACCAUUCUUUUCUGAAACCUAAUCUACAGACCAUCUUCUUCUCCAUUUCGUCUCUUCAAGAUUACCAAUAUACUCCGUACGAUUCUUCAUUGUAAUAGUUACAUUAAUUGUCCAAAAUGAGGAAACAGCCUAAUCAACCGUGCUUACAGGAUCAUGAGAGACUAGUUGAUAGGAUAAGCAGUUUACCAGAUCAUGUUUUGGCUAAAAUUCUUUCUUUGGUCCCGUUGGAAGAUGCCGGCAGAACCAGCAUCUUGUCUCCGAGAUGGAGGUACAUAUGGACCUCUGUGACGAACUUUGACUUUUUCUUUGCUGAUGAUAAGGUGGGCGGGCUGGAGAGAUUUGCGACUAUGGUGGACCACGUGCUUGCAAAAUGCAAUUCAAUGAAUGUGGACAGCUUUUCUUUGUUCUGUCCUGAAAUUAAGGACUUGUCUCGCGUCAACGAUUGGGUGUCUUCUGGGGUUAGACUCAAGCCGAAAAGCCUGGUGCUGAAGACAGGUUCUGGCAUUCUUGAUGAUUAUGGAUUGGUUUGCCUUCCACCAUACCCUAAGUGCACAAUCACUUACUGCUCGAUGGUAGCUCUGGAGCUGGAGUCGUGCUUUGACAUUGAGAUACCCGACUCGAUUGUUUCUUUCCCAUGCCUCAAAACUCUUACUUUCACUGGCUGGUUUCCUUAUCAUUGUCAUGUGAUGGACAAGCUCACCAGUAGCUGUCCAGUCCUGGAAAAACUACACCUUGAGGGGUUCCUUGAACCUAAUGCAGAUUUGAUGUUUGACAUUUCUAUUCCCACUCUGAAGGCUAUGCACUUGGAAUUCUUUACUGACGAGAGUGGUCUUCAUGAGCAUUAUAUCAUAAUCGAUGCCCCCAAACUUGAAGAUCUGUAUAUCGAUGAUCACACAGAAGCAUGCUAUUAUGGAAGAAACCUGGAUUCUUUGAUUAGUGUUCAUGUUGAUGUUGAUUAUGAGGGCUCUUUGGUGGGUGAUGCUAAUUUUGAACGACUCAAGCGAUUGCUUAUGCUUUUUGCCAGUGUUUCCAAAGCUAAGCGUUUAACAUUAUCAGCCGCUUCUUGUAGUAGUCUUAAAUCAGCAAUGGGUUGUCGUCCCUUUCCAACAUUUCCCUCUUUAGUGGACUUGGAUUUUGAGAGCCCUCAUCCCUAUGACCUGACCCUGCUAGCACAUUUUCUCCAGAACUCCCCGAAUUUAGAGCGUCUUUCUCUGCACAAGGUAUUUACAAGAGAUGUUGAGGAGCAAUCAAUUUGGAAUCCACUCAAGGACUUGCUUGAUUGUUUGAAGCUGAACCUAAAGCAAGUUGAGUUUCCGUGUUUCAGAGGACGCAAGGAUGAAUUUGAACUGGUAGAGUAUUUUUUGGGCAAUGCAGAAGCUUUGGAGAUGGUGUUAGUUACCACUUCCCCCGAUCCUUUUGAAGACGAAAUGGCUGAGAAAAUAGAGGCAUUUGAUAGAGCUUCACAGGCUUGCGAAGUUUACGUUGGUUAUAUAUAGGGAGGGAGAGGACUGAGGAGAACACUCUCUGGAAAAGAUAUGGAAGCACUUGUGGACAUGUGAGUUAGCUUGUUUGGGAAUCCAUUUCCAAACGAUAUAAUGAACUCAAAUGUUAUCAAUCCUGGUUGCCCCAAUUCUUGGUUCUUAUCAUCUACUUAGAGAAAUUGUCCUAAGUAGGACUAAAACAUUGUAAAUGAGUUUAAGUUUAAAUUUCCCUAAAUAAGACUUCCUAUUACCCAUAUACUCUUAUUAUAAUUUAACUCCCUAAUUCUAUUUUAUUUCAUCUCACAUCUCUCCGUCUCUCUCCUGUUUCUCAUUUUCAGCCAUAAACUGUCAUCUCAUCUCUUUCCCCUCUCUUCCAAUUGCAGCAACGUCUUUCACUCUUUUCUCUACAUCGAAAUACAAUUUCUCAUUUUCACAACGGCUGCAUAAUCAACUUGUUGUAGGAAAGUGUUCAUCUCCUUCUCUUUCUUCUCCUUCAUUUUCUUUUCCUCCGCCAUCUCUGCUUUAUUGUCCAUUUUUUUAUAUGAUAUUCCUCAAUUGCCUUCAUCUUUGUUUUUUUAUUUUGUAUUGAGUUUGAUUAGUUUAGUCGACACUAAGGAGCCCUUAUAGGUCAUGCGGCUUGAUGUUGUUGAAAGGGUUAUGAAAUAAUGAGCAACCGGUAUUACAUUAAGUGCUCGUUUGGUAGUUUACACGUUAAAUCUUUGUACGCAAAGUGAUUGCAUGCAAAGUAUAGGGAAACAAUCAUUUUGCAUAUAAAAUAUAUUACAUUGUUUGGCUA